AUGCAAGAAAAGUUGUCCUUGACGAGGGAGUACUGGGGUGUAAAACCCCCAGCCGGUGUGUAUCUUCCAACAGCAGCUGAAAUCUUGAAGAUGUGCACUGCGGAUGAUAAACACCCGGCUGCACUCGCAUUUCCCUCAGAAGCGCCGGUAUUCUGGAUUAAAUAUGGCUUUGCAGUGGAGUGGAACGAGGUCCUGGCCCAGGCCAUGGCACAUCGUGAACUCCUGAAACUACGCUCCCAUGCUCGGGUACCAGCAAUCUUUUAUGCGUUAGAGGCGGGUAGAAAGGUAUACAUUGUCAUGGAAUAUAUCCCAGGACGGUCCGGGAGCCAGAUCCUAGAAAGCUCCUCAGAACCCGCAGAAAGGGAGGCAGUCCACCGGCAGGUAGCUUUCAUGGUCCAAGAACUUCUACGAAUACCAAUUUCACCCAAUGCUCGUCCUGCUGCCAUCGAUGGAGGAAAAUUUACACAUCUCAUCUUUCGUGAUUACAGAGCUAGUCGACAUUAUCACAAUGUAGAUCAGCUCGAGCAACAUUUCAAUCUGUUCAUGAAAAUGGCGAAACGCGAACCGAAAAUCCAAGGACUAUCCCGCGAGCCUCUGGUAUUUAGCCACCCCGAUAUCUGGCCUGGCAACAUAAUUAUUGGUGAUGACGGCCGUACCACUAUCAUCGACUUUGCAGGGUCAAGCAUCCUCCCUUCUAGCUUUGUCAAAUAUUCUCUCUCUUCAUCAAAGAAAGAUCGCGAGUACAAUCUGAUGACUUGGGUUGACUUGCCUUGCCCUGAUGGGAUUGAUAACGUCAAGGCGUUAUGGGCCAUUUCAGACCCAAUGAUCAUGGGUACAGCCUCCUUUGCGAGGGCGGGCUGGCGAGUGCCUGGGUAUGGAAAUCCAGUACCUGAACAAGUAGUUUCGUAGACACUGCAAUUUCUUUCACCUUUUUUUCCCCUUCCCUUAUUCUUAGUCUCUAUUUCGAUCGAUAUAUUACAAGUUCACGCUGCGCUCAUGGCUCUUGCGAAUGGUUCGAACUAGAGUUUUGAGGGAGGUGAUGGAAAUCUUGCUAUUCGUUCCCUACGCAAUACUUAUAAUGAAAGAAAUACCCAACAAACCUUUCUGUUAUGCUCGGAGGAAAUGCGGAUUAAACAGCCCGCUACUAUGCAGAAUUUACUAUCUCGCUGGCCUGUUUCCUCUUAUCGGGCACUCGCUGCCUUAUUUUCUACUCACUAUUGUCCUAGGCAUGAACGAGGUUGCAUGUCUGCUUGAUCAGGGUUUCAAAAGGCUCAUCACGGGCCUCCAUCCGCUUGCGACAUAUCAAACUCCGCACCAAACACGAGGCACCUGAAAGCAUAUGAGGAUUCCGGGUACCUUAGGCUUUGUGUCAGAAAAAAACAAUGUUGUUGAGUGAUUUCGCUAGGCCGCGGGAACGAUGUCGUGCUGAAACAGUGAAUCAACCUGUGACCGGGAACAUCCGUUCGUGAGAUCCCUCCAAGGCUCCAUUCCCCUUAUUGCUGGAGCUAUGCGAAACAGCAUAGAGCAGAGCAAACUACACGUGAGUACAAUUUAUCUUCCUCGUGAGAAAUGAUCCACGUCAAACAGGACGGACGGGGAAUGCUUUUGUGUACUCCAUUCUGCCAGCGAAAGCAGCCAGCAAAA
Molecule: messenger RNA, 1644 nt
Organism: Trichophyton rubrum CBS 118892
Lineage: Eukaryota; Fungi; Ascomycota; Eurotiomycetes; Onygenales; Arthrodermataceae
Exons: 2
Coding region: 1-909 (302 amino acids)
Biological process (GO): protein phosphorylation
Molecular function (GO): protein kinase activity; ATP binding
Source: RefSeq, a predicted model, not a curated record